Molecule: messenger RNA, 3153 nt
Organism: Periophthalmus magnuspinnatus
Lineage: Eukaryota; Metazoa; Chordata; Actinopteri; Gobiiformes; Gobiidae
Gene: ilvbl
Product: ilvB (bacterial acetolactate synthase)-like
Exons: 14
Coding region: 235-2109 (624 amino acids)
Biological process (GO): L-valine biosynthetic process
Cellular component (GO): acetolactate synthase complex
Molecular function (GO): flavin adenine dinucleotide binding; magnesium ion binding; thiamine pyrophosphate binding
Source: RefSeq, a predicted model, not a curated record
CCAGCUACUGCGGAAACACGGAAAGCAUUUAGCCUUUAAGCAGAGGACAAAGCUGCAGAAAGAAUAUACUGUUUUUGUUUUGAAUUGUUUGCAAAAGCCAAACUUAAAUAUAACCUGACUUGGAGGAUUAGUUCUUGCAUUGUAGUUUUAUAUUAGUCUGGCACAGAGCUCCUGAAGUUUAAGGAACUAACUACAUAAACAAACUGCUAUUAAGCAUUUUCUGGUGACUUUUCCAUGGAUUGUGGGGCAUUGUGCACUGUGCUCGGGUGUGUUUCAGGGAUAGCUGCAGGUGGACUCCUCUUUGCAGCCUACAGACUCGGUUUACUGUAUCAGCUGUUUCAUAAGACAGAGACAAAAAGCCCCCGUCAUGGAGGAGAGAGUGUGGCUGAGGUUCUGCGCGCUCAUGGCAUAAAAUAUGUGUUCACUCUGGUUGGAGGACACAUCUCUCCCAUCCUGGUGGCCUGUGAGAAAGUGGGCAUCCGGAUUGUCGACACCAGACAUGAGGCUACCGCAGUCUUUGCAGCUGAUGCAGUUGCAAGGCUUUCAGGAACUGUUGGUGUGGCAGCAGUGACUGCGGGACCAGGACUCACCAACACUAUCACUGCUGUAAAGAAUGCACAGAUGGCUGAAUCCCCAUUACUGCUCAUAGGGGGAGCUGCUGGCACACUUCUUCAGGGAAGAGGUGCACUCCAAGACAUUGACCAGAUAUCUCUGUUUAAGCCUCUGUGUAAAUUCUGUGGUUCUGUCAGAACAAUUCGGGAGAUUGUACCAACCGUCAGAAAGGCCCUGGCUAUUGCUCAGUCAGGAACUCCAGGCCCUGUCUUCAUAGAAUUCCCCAUUGACACACUGUACCCCUACCAUAUCGUAUCGAAGGAGUUUGGUGUUAAAAACCCACCAAAGGGAUUAAUGGGCAAAUUUCUCUCCUGGUACCUUAAUAAUCACCUCAUGAACAUCUUUGCUGGAGCAUGGGAGCCGAGAGAUGUGUCCCCUCUUCCUGUUAAUGUCCCACAAGCUACAGAUAAACAAGUCCAAAAAUGCAUAGAGCUGGUCAGUAGAGCAAAGAAGCCAGUUAUUCUGCUUGGAAGCCAAGCGACACUUCCACCAACACCAGCUGAUGAUGUCAGAAAGGCACUGGAGGACUUGGGCAUACCUUGCUUCCUGGGUGGUAUGUCCCGUGGAAUGUUGGGUAAAGACAGUCCUAUCCAUAUCAGACAGAACAGACGUGAUGCCCUGAAGGAGGCUGACCUGGUGAUUUUAGCUGGCACUGUGUGUGACUUCCGCCUGAGCUACGGCAGAGUUCUGAAUAGGCGCAGUAAAAUUAUUGCUGUCAACAGAGAUAAGACCCAGCUGCUAAAAAACUCGGAUAUGUUUUGGAAACCGACUGUUGCAAUCCAGGGUGAUGCUGGUUCAUUCUUGGUAAAUCUUUCCAAAGGCCUUAAAGGCCAUCGCUGUCCUGAAGAAUGGCCACAAAGCCUUAAAUCUGGUGACGCAACAAAAGAGAAAGCCAACAGGACCAAAGCAGAGGAAAAGACUGACUAUCACCUGAACCCACUGAAGGUUCUUCACAGAGUAGAUGAGCUCAUGUCUGAGGACAGUAUCAUUGUCGCAGAUGGAGGAGAUUUUGUGGGAAGUGCUGCUUACAUUUUGAGACCAAGAGGACCUCUGCGCUGGCUUGAUCCAGGAGCCUUUGGGACUUUGGGAGUUGGAGGAGGAUUUGCACUGGGAGCAAAGCUGUGUCGGCCUGAUUCUGAGGUUUGGAUAAUCUAUGGGGACGGAUCUUUAGGAUACAGUGUAGCAGAGGUUGACACUUUCACCAGACACAAGACUCCAGUUAUUGCUGUUGUGGGGAAUGAUGCCUGUUGGAGUCAGAUCUCUAGAGAGCAAGUCCCCAUGCUUGGUAGCAAUGUUGCAUGUGGCCUUGCAUUUUCAGAUUAUCACAUAGUUGCAGAUGGUUAUGGAGGCAAGGGUUAUCUAAUUAGACGGGAAGACGAAGAGAAGCUGAGCGACAUAAUUAAACAAGCGCAGAAGGAUUGUCAUGAGGGAAAAGCUACACUUCUUAAUGUUCUUAUUGGGAAAACUAACUUCAGAGAGGGCUCUAUCUCUGUGUAGAAACAAACUGUAUUGCCUUCAUCAAAAUGGAUACUGACUUUGGAUUUAUGAUCUCACUUUUAUCCCUUUAUGGGCGACAGUAGCUCAGUUGGUAGAGUGUUUGUCCACUGAUCCGAAGGUUAGCGGUUCAAAUCCCGCUCUCGAGAUGGUUGAGCGGUCAGAUCCAUGGUGUAUGAAUGUGUGUGUGAAUGGGUGAGUGGUUCUUCGUUGUAAAGCGCUUUGAGUGCCUUGAAGGUAGAAAAGCGCUAUAGAAAAAUGUGACUAUUUACCAUUUAUUAAAGCCAUAAUCAACUACAUUAUUUUAGCCCAGAGUUCCGGUUCAGAUCACAAAGGAACUCUGUGUAACGGGCGAUGCCAUGUUGCAACUGGAAAACAUGAUUUCAUCUCACCAGAAAGCACGUCAUAUCUGUUUAGAAGGAAACAUAUUUAGUAAAAAGACAAAGUUAAAUCUGUCAACUGGGCAAAAAGUUGUAGGAGUCAAGACUUGCUGCUGCUGAUCCAAGCCACUUCUUCAGUACUCAGAGUGUAAACAGUUAUUGUUUACAGUUUCAGUGUAGUUAGCGCCUCCCUUCAGACAGAUAUAAGGCAGUGUCCAGCAGUAAUCCAACCAGAACUGAAGAAGCAGCUUGGAUGAGCAGCAAAACGUCUUCACUUCUACAACUUUUAGUCCGGUUGGCAGAUUUAACCUUGGCUUUUUACUGUGGAUCAGACCUGGAUGACUGAGGGAUUCCACAGACAAGGAAACAUAUUCGAUCAUAAACCAAAACCACUCUGCCUUUCCUCAAGCGAAGACACAAAUAGUAAUAUUGGGAAGUGUUUGUUCCAAUAAAAUAAAUCCUUUGAACAUUGUAACAUGUACAUAUAUGCAAAUGUGGAUGUUUUUAUAAAGGGAAGUUGUGUGAAAGCUGUGUCUGAAAUGAAGACCUGAUGAAAUCCUUGCACUUGAAUUAAAUGAUUGUAUUUUGGAGUGAAUGUACUUGUGUUCUGAGCUGUGAAUAUAGACUGAGCUUAAAUAAAAUAUGCACUCUUGGUUUCUGUGAUUGC